This is a messenger RNA of Gastrolobium bilobum, 4725 nucleotides long. RefSeq names its product histidine kinase 3-like. Gene Ontology annotation, biological process: phosphorylation; phosphorelay signal transduction system. The record is from RefSeq and is a predicted model, not a curated record. Bases 716 to 3784 code for a protein of 1022 amino acids. Lineage: Eukaryota; Viridiplantae; Streptophyta; Magnoliopsida; Fabales; Fabaceae. The transcript is spliced from 10 exons. Gene Ontology annotation, molecular function: phosphorelay sensor kinase activity.
CAUCUUUCUUUAGCAAAUUCUCGAAUCUCAACUCGAUGAACUCAUUCUUUUAAGCCUUUCCAGCCUCAUAUCCUUCUUUUUAUUGUCUUUUUAAAGUGUGCUGGUGGGAACCAAACCUUGAACACUCACGUGCUUAAGUUGUUGUUGUUUGGUUUUAGUUUUAGUACCCUGUAGUGCAAGCUAGAUUUUCUUUGUUGAGUGAUAUUAAAAAAUGGAAUCUUUUGUAGGUUUAGUUAUGGCCCCUCCUUUUGUCCUGCGUCUUGGUUCGUAGCUGUUAGCUGACAAGAUGAUAAGAAGUAUCAAUUUCUGUUUAGAAUUAGAAACCCAGAAUCUUGUGAUUCUUUUAUUCUUUUUAGUGUAUUUCAAUUUCUAUCUGCCUCAAAUCUAAGUGUUCAUUGGCAUUUCUGAAUUUUAAGCUAUUGGGGUAGAUAAGACAGCAUCUUAUCAAGGUCACAUCUUUUAUUAUUAUUUUUCUUUUCUUUCUUUCCCUGGAACCUACUUAUUUUUAGGAAUUGGGAGGUGUUUGUGUUAUUCUUCUUCAUAUCUUGAAUUUCCUUCUAUCACAAGUCCAGAACUUUUACUGUUUAGGUGUUAGCCUUGUGGAGAUUCUGUGGAUUUGACAAUUGUUCUGUCACGUUAGCCUACCUGGAAUCACCUAGAGUUUACAUCCACUACCACUUGGAACUGUUUCUACUUGUGUUGGUUACUGUUGUGGAUGAGUUUGCUCCAUGUUGUUGGGUUUGGUCUAAAAGUGGGGCAUCUACUUUUGGUGCUAUGUUGCUGGUUUGGAUCUGUCGUUUACCUUAACCGUUUCAGUAGCAGUGGAAUUAUGGACACCAAGAUGGGUUUUCUGGGUGAUGUUGGCAAGAUAUGGCUCAAAUGUUGGGAGAAGAUAUCAGGGAAUGGUUGCAAAAUGUAUAUUGGGUCCAAGAUAGUGAAGAGAGCGUUGUGGAGAAAGCUUUUGCUGACAUGGGUAUUGGGUUGGACUAUAGCAUCUUUGUGGAUCUUCUGCUGUAUAAGCUUACAAGCUACAGAGAAGAGGAAAGAAACUCUGGCAAGCAUGUGUGAUGAAAGGGCUAGGAUGUUGCAGGAUCAGUUUAAUGUGAGUAUGAACCAUAUCCAAGCCAUGUCUAUUCUGAUCUCAACCUUCCACCAUGCCAAGAGCCCCUCUGCCAUCGAUCAGGGAACUUUUGCCAGGUACACAGAAAGAACAGCUUUUGAGAGGCCUCUUACAAGUGGUGUUGCAUAUGCUGUAAGGGUGCUCCAUUCUGAAAGGGAACAAUUUGAGAAACAACAAGGCUGGACUAUUAAGAGGAUGGAUACUCUGGAGCAGAACCCGGUGCAUAAGGAUGAUUACGCCCCAGAGGCAUUGGAGCCAUCCCCCAUUCAGGAAGAAUAUGCCCCUGUCAUCUUUGCACAGGAUACAAUUUCCCAUGUGAUUUCUGUUGACAUGCUUUCUGGAAAGGAAGACCGUGAAAAUGUGUUGCGUGCAAGAGAGUCAGGCAAAGGGGUUUUAACUGCGCCCUUCAGGCUGCUCAAAUCGAAUCGUCUAGGGGUUAUCCUGACAUUUGCUGUCUACAAGAGAGAUCUUCCACCAAGUGCAACACCAAAUGAAAGGAUUCAAGCAACUGAUGGGUAUCUUGGUGGGGUCUUUGAUGUUGAGUCAUUAGUGGAGAAAUUACUUCAGCAACUUGCUAGCAAGCAAUCUGUUAUUGUUAAUGUGUAUGAUACUACAAAUCAUACUCAUCCAAUUGGCAUGUACGGCUCAAAUGUAUCAGGGGAUGUUUUCUAUCAUGUCAGCACUCUGAACUUUGGAGACCCUUUCAGGAAGCAUGAGAUGUACUGCAGGUUCAAACAGAAACCACCUUGGCCAUGGUUGGCAAUAACUACUUCAAUUGGCGUCCUUGUUAUUGCACUCCUUGUUGGACACAUUUUCCAUGCCACCGUGAAUCGAAUUGCCAAAGUAGAAGAUGAUUACCGUGAGAUGAUGGAGCUUAAGAAACGAGCUGAGGCAGCUGAUGUUGCAAAAUCUCAGUUUCUUGCUACUGUUUCCCAUGAGAUCAGGACACCAAUGAAUGGGGUUUUAGGGAUGUUGCAUAUGCUUAUGGACACAGAUCUAGAUGUCACCCAACAGGAAUAUGUCAGAACGGCGCAGGACAGUGGAAAAGCUCUGGUGUCCCUUAUAAACGAGGUUUUGGACCAGGCAAAGAUUGAAUUUGGUAAGCUAGAACUUGAGGCAGUGCUCUUUGACUUACGGGCAAUUUUGGAUGAUGUAUUGUCACUAUUUUCCGAGAAGUCUCAGGGAAAAGGAGUAGAGUUGGCAGUUUACGUGUCAGAUCAGGUUCCUGAGCGGCUAAUAGGCGAUCCGGGAAGGUUUCGACAAAUAAUUACAAAUCUCAUGGGUAACUCAAUUAAGUUCACAGACAAAGGGCAUAUUUUUGUCAAUGUCCAUCUUGUUGAGGAGGUUGUCCAUUCAAUAGAGGUUGACAAGGAAUCAAACUCAGAAAACACCUUGAGUGGUUCCCCAGUUGCUAAUAAUCGCCGGAGCUGGGAAGGGUUCGAGGCUUUCAGUCAAGAGGGACCUCUCGGCUCUUUCUCAUCCUCCUCCAAUGAUCUCAUCAAUUUGAUUGUAUCUGUUGAGGAUACAGGUGAAGGUAUUCCUCUAGAUGCCCAAUCCCUCAUCUUCACUCCAUUCAUGCAGGUAGGUUCAUCCAUCUCCCGAAAACAUGGGGGAACAGGUAUUGGCCUAAGUAUUAGCAAAUGUUUGGUUGGCCUCAUGAAUGGAGAAAUUGGAUUUGUGAGUAUACCUAAGAUUGGUUCCACUUUCACUUUUACCGCUGUCUUCACCAAUGGACUCCCCAGUUCAAAUGAAUGUAAAGUUCAGCUAAACAACAACCAACCUCAAUCUGCAUCUUCAGAAUUUGAAGGGAUGACUGCAUUAAUCAUUGACCCGAGACCUGUUAGAGCGAAAGUUUCUAGAUACCACAUCCAAAGGCUUGGAAUUCACGCCGAAAUGGUUUCAGAUUUAAACCAAGGUCAGUCAACCAUAAGCAGUGGGAAUCUAGUUAUUAAUAUGGUCCUGAUUGAGCAGGAGGUAUGGGAUAGAGAUUCAGGCAUGUCAUCCCACUUUGUUAAUAACACAAGGAAAGUUGAUCAUGGGGUUCCUCCAAAGCUGUUCAUUCUUGUUAACUCUAGUAGUUCUCUUAAAGCAAGUAGUGUAACCUCAGGUGUUCAUAAUCCUACUGUCAUCACGAAACCUCUAAGAGCAAGUAUGCUUGCUGCCUCACUUCAACGAACCAUGGGUGUUCAGAACAAGGGAACUCGCAACAGGGAGCUGCAAAGUUUGUCUCUUCGCCAUCUUCUUCUUGGGAGGAAAAUUCUAAUUGUAGAUGACAAUAGUGUGAACCGCAAAGUUGCAGCUGGUGCUUUGAAAAAGUAUGGAGCAGAUGUGGUUUGUGUUAGCAGUGGAAAAGAAGCCAUCUCUUCACUGAAGCCACCCCAUCAGUUCGAUGCCUGUUUCAUGGAUAUUCAAAUGCCAGAAAUGGAUGGUUUUGAAGCUACAAAGAGAAUCAGAGAAAUGGAACAUAGUGUGAACAUAGAAGUGUCUAUGGAUGACUUUGAGGUUAUUUCAAAUUAUCACGUGCCCAUUUUAGCCAUGACUGCAGAUGUGAUCCAGGCUACACAGGAGGAAUGCCUAAGGUGUGGCAUGGAUGGAUAUGUUUCAAAACCAUUUGAAGCUGAACAGCUUUAUAGAGAAGUUUCACGGUUUUUCCAGUCAUCUUGAAAAGAAAAAAUACAGUGCUGAUCUAAACUAGAGGAUUAUUGAUCACAGAAGCUUUCAUGGCUGUUCUCCAGGACACUCUGAAGUGGAUAAAAUAAGUUAAAAAAGUCUCCUGAGAGUAAGUUCCUUAUUUAACAGCCAGUUCAUGGUUUAGUAUUUCUCCAUUUGAAAAGUCUGAUGGUUUUUCAUAGACUGAAGAAUCUUAUCUUUCUCAUUAGAAAGAAAAAGAAGGGAUACAAGGGACAAAAAAAAAAAGUUGUAGAAAUGCAGAAAUGGUUCAUACUACCUUUUUGACCUAUGUCAUUGUCUUUUGUACUGUGUUUGAAGGUCCCUGGUUUGAAAUAUUGUUUUUUUUGUGUGUGUGUGUGUGGCAGGGAGUGUACAUAGGAGCCUAGUUUGAUUGGUUGCAAUUGAGUUGUAAUUAGUUGUUAAAAGGGUAUCAAAACCCGUUGAUUCUUCCAUGUAAAGUGAUUCUCUCAACUCAUCCACGGUGACUGCCAAUUGGAAAUGAUUGGAGGGGGUUGGGUUUAAAGGCUAGGAUUUAUUAUAGUACAAGUUCUGGAGUCUCAUCCGUGUUGUAUAUGUAAUAAUACAACUUAACAGUAUUCUAGACUAGGCACGUUACAUUUUCUGGGUAUUGAUGCAUGUAUCAUUAAGAGGUUGAUUCUGAUGAAAGAAAGGAAAUUAACUUCUUGGCAACAAAGGCAAGGAAGUGCACCAUUAGCCAUGUAUAUGACUCACAAUAAAGAUGGUGAUUGAUUCGCUUCCUUUUUGUUCUUGAUCAGUGUUCGGAAUUAGGCUUUCAAACAUGUAACUGAUACAUUAUCAAUGUAGUAUUUGAGUGAUCCGAACAAUUUUUUGGCCGAUUUGUAUAUUUCCAGUUCUGGAUUUCCUAUGAUCUUUGCCGUGACAUGUCAUGAAAUGAUUCUUUUGAUUUGGAUCUC